This is a messenger RNA of Suillus discolor, 449 nucleotides long. RefSeq lists its product as uncharacterized. The transcript has 2 exons. The coding region runs from base 156 to 368 and encodes 70 amino acids. NCBI's taxonomy places the organism in Eukaryota, Fungi, Basidiomycota, Agaricomycetes, Boletales, Suillaceae. The record is from RefSeq and is a predicted model, not a curated record.
AGUAUGUAAUGUUGAUUCUCGAACGGGAGUCUGCAGGCCGCCGCCUGCUUCACGAAUCACGACAUACACGUACCAUGAUCAUCAUGAUAGCGCUCGCCCGUCAGCUUAAAGCAUACAGUACCGGUCUGCCCCAUCUAGGCGUUUUCUAGGGAAAUAUGAUUACCAUAGUGGGGUUUCUCGCGACCGCCUUCAUGUCUCCGCAAGUGGUAGUGGCAAACAGUUCCCAGACUAGUAGUGGACAGUUGCUUAAGAUAAGGUGUAAAUUAUUGACAUCCCAUCGCAGACCGCCUCGACUUCUCAAGCUGCGGUUGAGGGGUGCCUUCUUACUUCCAUGCAUGAAUUGCGGCAUAUAUUACAACAAACACUAAGUUUUUGGCCACUAGUUCUGCACUCUCAUGAGAUCGGUGUAGAUUUGCUUGUUGUGUCCAGUCAUGGUGAAUGGAACACCC